CGUUGAAUGAAAGCGCAUUUCUCGCCGCGCAGGACAUAUCGCGGAGCUGCUCCGUUAUCGUCAAAAUGUUUCGUCGAUCAAGGUUUAGUAUUCGGCCUAAUGUCGGAACGGCAGGCAGAACAGCAGCAAUACCUCAGGAAGCACCUUCAUCAAACCAGGAGUCCAGUGAGACCCCCAAAGACAUCAGUGAGAGCAGCACUCCCACUGCUGUGACAGAUAUCAAAUCUGACGUGACCCCAUCUGAAAAAACAACAGCCCCUGGGGAUGGCAAUGACCAAAAUGCGGAAGGAGCCAGCUCCUCGGCUGCACUCCAGAGAAGGAAGCGGUUUUCUGUCAAGCCCAAAGUGGCUCCUGGUCGCCCCUCCGCCCUCGCUCGGACAUCGAGGUCCCUCGCCAAGGCAGAUGCUGAAACUCCCGUUGAAACCCCCGGCUCAGACCUUGAAAAGCCAUCGACAUCCAUCCAAACUGGGACAACGGCUGCUCCUCAAGGACUCCAGUCCCCGAGGCGGAGAAGGCGUUCGGAGGAGAGCAAGCAGCCCAAAGUGCAGCCUAAAGCAGCCACUGACUCCUCUGAGCCUUCAGCUGUCCUUCUCCCUGAGGAUUCACUAGAACAAACCGAUCAGCCCAUGGACAGUGGCCUACAAUUGGAGAGCAAGUCAGGCAGCCAAGUUGAAGAAGUUCCUCCCAGACCACCUGAUAAAGUGCUCUUCUCUAUACCAGACAGAGAAGCAGUUGAGUUAUCCGAGAGGGCCAAGUCUCUCGUGUCUUCUAAGAGUGGACGUUCAUUGUCCCCAUCAGCGCUCUCUUUGAGCAGACUCCUGAAUGACCCAUCCGAUCUACAGAGGCUCGCCAAGGCCCAAAAACUGAGAGAGUUACUCAGACAGGAGAAGCAAAAAGAAAAGAAACUCAAGAAAAUGAAGCCGAAUGUGAAGGAAUAUACUUUAGAUCCCUCCAAAAUGACCAUGAGGGACCUUAUCCAUUAUCUACCGCUGUCCAACCCCAUGACAUCGACCGUAGAAGACAUUACUCAGGAAAAUGAGACUGUGCUCCCAGCUUCACCAGCAAGAGAACCGUCUCCAGAGAAAGUGCCGGAACCCGAAGCUCCCCCUGAACUGCCGAGCACGGUGGAGGAUGAAGAGGAGAUGGCAGACGAAGAGGAUGACUCACUCAUGGUUCCUCAAGUCAAAGUAGCAGAGGAUGGCUCUCUCAUCAUUGAUGAAGAGAGCUUGACGGUGGAAGUCCAGCGAGCAAAAGGACCAAACCCAGCACAGGGUCGAGAUCCCAUCUUUGAGCGUGGCUCCACGACAACGUACUCCAGCUUCAGGAGAAGCAGCUAUUCAAAACCCUGGUCCAGUGAAGAGACAGACAUGUUCUACCUGUCAGUCAGUAUGGUGGGGACAGACUUCUCCAUGAUUUGCCAACUGUUUCCUCACAGAGCUCGAUCAGAGAUAAAGAACAAAUUCAAAAAAGAGGAGCGAGAGAAUUCCUGGAGGAUUGACAAGGCGUUUAGAGAGAGACGCAAGCUGGAUAUUGAGUAUUUUUCUAAGCUUCUUGAGAAAAUUUUGGAGGUUCAGAAAAACAGGAAGAAACUCAAGACACUCGUUAAGAAGAACUCCCCGAAGAAGUCAAAGAGAAAGGCAAAGGGCAAAAAAGCUGAAAGCACGCUGAGUGAUGUGGAGGAAGAAAAUGAAGACGAUGCCAAUGAAGUUCCAAAUCUGGAGGAUGAGGAAGAGGAGGGAGAGAAAGAGAACGAGAAUCUCUGUAAUGAAGGAGGAACCCCUGUUUCCAAGCCUAAGAAACAACGCAAAAGAAAGGCUAAACAGGCAGCUGUGAAUGAGGAAGCAAAUGAUAAGAAAAAGAAAACUGGUGAAAAGAACAAUGAACAAGGUGAGGCCUGCAUACCUGAAGACCCUGAAGCUGCUCUUGCCGAAGACCAAACAACUCCAGACAUGUCUGAAAAGACUGAGAACGUGAAUGCUUCCAAGGACACAGCAAUCAAGCCAGCUAAACUUUCCAGAGGCAGAGCGCCAAAACCACUACUGCCUUUGGGACGAAAGUGGAGUAAAAAGUUUCCACCAGACUCAACAAAGGCCAAAGAUACUGCCUCAGAUAAAGAAGACGAGAGUGUGACUGAUGGAGCCUCGAAGGAGCAGGUAAAUAAAGAUUCAUCACCCUUAAGAGAGGAUAAUAAGAGGAAGUCAGACGAUGCUGACAUUUCCUCUGAAGAAGAGGAUGUCACUGCUCUGCCUCCAAGACCUACCAGGUAUGGAAGAUUGCCCAAGCCCACCAAGCUCCUGAAUUACCCCGCCAAAGAAGAACCCACCUCUGCGUCCAAUUCCUCCCCUGCCUCACCAGUUGCUUCUGCUGCCAAGCCUAAACCCAAAUGCACAGCCAAGAGGGGACGAUCCUCAAAGCAACAAUCAGCCCAACAGUCCAAAAAGCCCAAACUAGUCACACUCAGGACCUCUCGGUCAGAUUUCAGCGAUGAAGAUGAAGAGCAGCAGGAUCAGGAAGAGAUAGAGGAGGAGGAGUACCCUCUGUGUAGCCCCGGUGAGGACAGCACUGCCCCUGUGUUUGUGCCGGCCAGCCUGCGCUCCCCGCAUCCUGUGAUUUCAGAGGUGGAAGAGACUAUGGAGGAGCUUGAUAUUUUGGCCGAUAUGCCUGAUGUGUUGGGCCUCUCCCAAGAUGUACUGUGCCCUGAUUCCUCAUUCGAUCUGGCACAAAAUGACACCGGCACAGCUGAACCAUGUGAACAUCAGUUGGACCUGCUGGUUGAUGUUAUAGAUUUCCUCUCUUCAGAACACCCAGAAGUAACUGAAGACGAGAGCUACAAUGAAGCUGCUCAAACUCUGUUGACCAUCGGCAACCUGACUCAACUCUCAGAACAGAGUCAAAUAGUCACAGAAGACCACACAACAGGGACAACAUCAGUAGGUGCAGAAGAAACUGAGCAACACCUGGGAGAUGCUGACCAAGAGGAAAACUGUGAAAUUCAUAUCAUGUUUGAUCAUGGAGACACAGAAAUAGCAGAAAUUAUUGAUACUGUGGAGCCACAACAAGGUACAGCAGACAGUGGUGACGCUCCAAAGGUUGAAACUAGUGAUCAGUCGUGUGGUGGGCAGAAGACUGUGUCUUAUACAGAUUUUUGCCCUCAGUUAGAGUCAUGUCCAGAAAGUGCAAAGAAACACUCUCCACAGACCAGAAAAGGACGCUUGUCCAAGGUUAAACCCAAACCUAACCUGGGCCGAGACUCCAGGACUGAACAGCCCAAAUCCCAACCAGAUACAUCAACAGAACAGACAGCUGGAGAGACAAACACAGAAGCUUCAAACAUUCAAGUCACUGAAUCACCAUCAGCUCCUGAAGAAACAACCUCGAAGGUACUAGAAAAUACUCCAACAUCAUCAAUAGAUGAAGAUUCCUCUACUAAAGUUAAACACACAGAAGAGCUGUGUGUCACUCAGGACAGGUCAGGGGCAGCAGCAUUAGACCAAAGUGCCUCAGAACACCAGAGUCAAUGCUUUUCUGAUACCCAGUUGGGACCCAGUGGAGAACAAGCCACCAGAGACAAGAUGUCGGAUCAAAAGCUGAAGUCUCAUGCUGAAAUAAUUCAGAGUUUCUGUAGUAAUUUAGCAACAUCUGAAACAUCAGAUUCUGUUCCAGUUCACGUAGGGAGUCAACAUUCUGCUGCUUUCGUCACACCUGUAGAUGCUGUACCUGUCAGUCAGAAAGAAAAGAGUGAAGCUGCAUCUACUAGCCAGAUCAAGAGAGGACGAUGUCAAAAAGUAAAACCCAAACCAAUCCUAGCACAGGCAUCAAGAACUGCUCGAUCUAAACCUCAAACUACAAAAGCCACAGUAGAGAAAGACCCCAGCCCAACUCCAGAUCCCCAAAUCCAUGAAAAUACAAUAGAAGUCGAACCAGAAGCAACCAGCAGCGCCUCUCCUGAAAAACCAACUCAGAGCACUGGUCCUGCUGCAGCUUUGAUACCAUCAUUUGAUUUAGGCUCUACCCAUACACCCGGAAUAGAACUGUCUACAACUGAAGAGAAAAGGACAGAAGGUGGAUUGGAUCAGAGUGUCUCACAAAACCAAAUCCUCUCUGAACCCAGUAACAGAAACACAGGGUCAACAGCUGGAUCCACAAAUGAAAAAAUGGCAACAUGUGAUGAAGCAACUGAAAGUAGGGAUAACCUAGCUACAUCUAUCACAGUAUCACAAGUUGGGCAGGACUCCGCUCCAGUCCAAGAGAGCAGUGACCAUCCUGCUUCUUCUGUUACACCUGUAGACGCUGUAGCUGUUAGUCAGAAAGAAAACAGUGAAGCUGCAUCUACUAGCCAGAUCAAGAGAGGGCGAUCUCAAAAAGUAAAACCCAAACCAAUCCUAGCACAGACAACAAGAACUGCUCGAUCUAAACCUCAAACUACAAAUGCCACAGUAGAGAAAGACCCCAGCCCAACUCCAGACCCCCAAAUCCAUGAAAAAACAAUAGAAGUUGAACCAGAAGCAACCAGCAGCACCUCUCCUGAAUAUCCAAGUCAGAGCACCGGUCCUGCUGCAGCUUUGAUACCACCAUUCGAUUUAGGCUCUACCCAUACACCCGCAAUAGAAAUGUCUACAACUGAUGAGAAAAGGACAGAAGGUGGAUUGAAUCAGAGUGUCUCACAAAACCAAAUCCUCUCGGAACCCAGUAACAGAGACACAGGGUCAACAUCUGGAUCCACAGAUGAAAAAAUGGCAACUCGUGAUGGAACAACCGAGAGUAGGGAUAACCUGGUAACAUCUGACUCAGCUGUCACAAAAUCACAAGUUGGGCAAGACUCAGCUCCAAAGAUUAGUGACUAUCCUGCUCCAUCAGCUACACCUGUAGACGAUGUACCUGUCAGUCAGAAAGAAGAGAGUGAAGCUGCAUCUACUUGCCAGUUCAAGAGAGGGCGAUCUCAAAAGGUAAAACCCAAACCAAACCUAGCACAGACAACAAGAACUGCUCGAUCUAAACCUCAAACCACAGAAGACACCGAGAAAGACUCCAGCCCGACUCCAGUCCCCAAAGUCAAUGAAAAAACUAAAGGAGAAUCCGAAGCAAUCUGUGGCACCUCUCCUGAAAAACCCUGUCACAGCACUGGUCCUGCUUCAGUCUUGAUACCACUGUUUGAUUUAGGCUCUACUCUUACACCCACACAGAUGCUGUCUACAACUGAGGAGAGAAGGACAGCUGAUGCACUUGUUGGUCAAGUGUACUCGCAAAACCAGAGCAUUUCUGAAACCAGUUACAUAGACACAGGGUCAACAUCUGGAUCGACAAAUGACAAAAUGGCAACUGGUGAUGCAGCUUCAGUCCAAGAGAGCACUGACAACCCUGCUUCAUUUGCUACAUCUGAGGAUUUACAAGUCAGUCAGAAAGAAGAGAGGGAAGUGGCAUCGACCUGCCAGAUCAGGAGAGCUCAAAAAAUCAAACCUAAACCAAACCUAGCACAGACAUCAAGAACCGCUCGGUCCAAACCUCAAACCACAAAAGACCCUGUCAUGCAGGUGCAGCUUGUGGAGACACCCUCCAGCCCAACUGUAAAGCCUCAAUCCACUAAGAAGACAACAGCAGAGAUAGAAGCUCCACCAAUUUGCAGCAUCUCGCUUCCAAUUCAAAGUACUGACACUUCUACGGUUUCUGUACCAUCACUGGAAUUAUGCUCUAGUCAUAAACCCACAGAGGAAUCAUCUGCAACUAUGCAACAACUGACAGAAGUUGGACUACACUCAAUCUUAAAAGGUUCAGAACCAAAUGUACCUCAUAGAAGACAACAGUUUUCCAAAGUAUCCUCCACCAAAACCACACGGAUAAAACUGCAGCCAAAGACAAUCAGUGAACCCUCAGUUAUGGACACCUCUUCAAAUGUAACAUCAGAACCAUCACCUGUGGACAAUUCACAAACAGAAGUGAAACUGAUAGAGGAGGACUUAAAGCUCUUGACAUCAUCGCAGUGUCCGUUAAAUACAGAACUCAGUUUGAAAAAAUCUGCUCCUGCAGAGUCGGAAAAGACAGAGGGUACAUCUUCUGAUGGUAUUGUCAUGGCAACAUCAUGCGUUGCUGAGAAUCAGGCCUUGUUGCCAGACAAAAUCCCUGAAAGUGAAAUCAUUGAAAUGUCCACGUUUGAGACGAAAUCCACGAGGGACAAAAUGUCAAAUAAUGACAGCGUGGAGGCUGGACCUGCUUCACAAGUCUCUGAUCCAAUUACGGCCUCAGAGUCUCAGUCUCCAGAAGGUGGCUCCACAGAGUCAAAAAUAUCGUCGGUUUUGGCAACGAAUGUCUUCUCCAUAACAACCGUCCAUCCAACAGAGAGCUAUCCUCAGUCAUGUCCAGAAAGUGACUCAGAAGUAAAAAGUCAAGAUGCAGCCCAGCAAUGUUCAGAAACGACCGAAACUCAUCAAACAUCAAUUGACAAAACUCAAUCCGCUUCAAGAACUGACAGUUCUCAGUUAGAACUCACAGACUCUUCCAAGUCUACAAAAAAAGGCCCUCAAAGUCGAAGAGGAAGGCUUAUUAUUCCCAAACCCAACCUGGGACGCAGCAGUCGGCCUCAACAGCCCCAACAAGUUCGGUCCCCAGUACAAGCAAAAGCAGAUUCCGGUGCUCAAUCAGAAAGUUUUGACGCUUCAGUUUCCCUUAACCCCGUGUCUGAACUCCGACCCAACAUUCCAGAUCCAGUAGAGGGAGCUGUUGAAUCACAUAGUCACCAAGAGUCCUGCCCAAAUGAUCCUCAGUCCUUGCUGGGUUUGACGCAAUUUAUUCAUCAGGAGAGUGACUCCCAUUCAAAUGAUGCUGUGUCCUCUAUGGGUUGUGUGACGCAAGCAGUGGACAAUUUUUCUCAAAACACAUCCACAUUAGGCACAGAGGGGACCCAAAGUCAUCCAUGUCUCACAAUAUUCCCAGACUUGACGUCCGAGCCGAUGCCUUCAGGUUCAGAUGUACCGUUUUUCAUCCUUUCACUGAGUGAAAUCCCAGUCUGCUCCUCGGGGGAGCUGGUGGACAGUGCAGCAGGGCCCCUACCUUAUCUUCCAGAUGGAGAUGCACCAAUACAGCAACAGAGUGUUCCUGGAGAGAGUCUGUCACCAGAGGAAGACACAUCUCUCUCUAGUGUCCCUGUGUCCAUCUCGGCUGUACAUAAAGUCUCAGUCAUGGAGAAUCCAGAAGAUCCACAGGAGACAGUCCAGCCCCCCACAUUACCAGAAACUGUACAGAGUGAUGCCAAGACUGAAACCCACCUUGCCAAGAAGAGGAUAUCAGGAACUGGAAGACGAGCCAAAGUGCAGGUGAAGCCCAAUACUACAAAGAAGACACAAGCCAGUAAGACGAUUGCUGCGAACACCAACCAGGAGUCAGGCCGUCCUGGGCCUUCCACGCAGGCAGAAACCUCUGAUGCAAAAACAACCGCAGGCAAGGUCGGUGUCACUGAACCUCGGGAGAGGAGUGGUGACCAUGGAGACAUAGGAAAGGAGACUCCGUCGGUUGGGAAGAGUCCAGAGAAUAGAAGUCCAAGAGCACAAACUCAGGAAAAGACCAGGGGGAGGAUCACUCGGGCAAGAAAACCCGAGGAUUUCCCUUCUUUCCUCUCGGACGCCAACACCAGCGACCCUCCUCGUGGCAAAGCAGCUUCCAAGGGCCCUAAGGUCCAAACUCCACGCACAAGAAAACACUCCACCUCGACACCUGCAGCUUCAACCUUCACUGUCGCUCCCUCACCUGGUCACACAGAGCAGCCACAGAAACUCAGCCAUUCAACCUCUUCUAUCACAUUGCCAGCACUGACCAGUCCCAGCACUUCUCAGUGUACAGCUGAGGUUUCAGCUCCGCAGCAAAGUGACUGUGUGGAGAGCAGUGCUACACAGGUGGAGCCCACCAGUGUGUCUCAGUACUUCUUAAGUGAUAUUUUUACUGAAGUGGAGUAGGGAUGAAAGGGGGAGUGAGAGGAAGGACCUGCCAGCCCCUCAGCUUUUUCUUCAUUCUGUUGUGUAAAGUUUUCUCUGUAAAGAUUUAUUUAUGACUAAAAAGCUUUCUUUCCCCUGUAGUGAAGUCAAGCUGAAUUUACUAUGUUUACAAAAACGAUUUCACUCUCACAAGCAUUUUGAACGUAUAAACAUUGUACAAUUGUAUGUUUACAACAUUGACUGCAUAUAAAGAUUCAUCUCCACGUCCUCCCACUUCAGAAACAAAGCUAAAAUUACCAGGAUUUGAAUGCCACCAUCUUACGGAGACAGAAAAAUGAGCACUUGGACAUGCAUCAGUGUGAUACGGAUUACCUAAAAUGACAAAGACCAUCUUUUAGAAAAAUGUGUUCAAUUCAGGAGUUUCAUCCUUUCAAGAACAUGGUCUCCGUGGCCCAUGAAGAUUGCCUCCUUGGAGGGGCCGCGCAGACCACGAAGGCUGAACCGAGUUGAGAUGGUCUCGUCUACAGAGGAUUUCGGUGCAGCAGCCUGUCCCGCCCUUGCUUAGCAACAGAGCUGUAGUUGGACGUGAACGUGUCAAUGUCCCUCUGUGUUUUAACACAUGAACUUGUUGUUGAACUUGUUGAGUUGAAACAUGAUACUCAAGCAUCGGACAUCUGGUUGCCAUUACCUUUAUGAAAAACAUUUUGUCAAUGAGGCUCAAUGAAUCCUGGGAUAGUCUUGGCAGGGAAUGAUACACCCAUUAUAACCCUCGUUUCUCUGGUGAAGGACGCAUUUGUUGGCAGCAUUUGAAGGAGCCUUCGAAGUGGGACGGUUAAGCGGCGCCGCUGUGACACAAGCGCUCUUGAAAUGCAGCCUUCGAAGGAUGUUGCCCCUAUGAGAGACACUGUUUGACUUUUAUUUUGGUCCAUGACCCAUCCAUCAAAGAGGAGACUGCAGCCAGCCACCAGGUGGUGAUCAGGACGCUUUUGCUUCACUUUGUGGGAGCUGCAGUGUCAUCAAUCUUUAUUUACUGUCUAUGGUGAACUUAGUCAGUGUAUAUACUACUUGUGCUUGCCAAGAUGUUUUGGUCACCUUCAUAGCAAACAGGUAAAUAACCAGUUUGAGGGAAGGAGGCGGCAGCUUUUUCUCAACAAUUCAUUAUGUUUCGAGCCUCCAAUUUCUGAAGUUGUUUAUUUACAGCUAUAAUAAUGUAAAUAUUGUAGAAUAACAAAGAGUUCUUUAAAUGUUUCCCCAUAUUGCUUUCCAGACCACAACAUGGGUAACACGACUGGAUUAGGUCACAGUGUACAGUUGUACAUUUAAACGUGCUACGUUUUUAACGUUUAUGCGCAUGUGUAUUUUUGUGAUAAUGUUUCAUAAUUUAUUUUAAUCUCAACCAAUUCUGUCUUUGAAUUUGAUUUUUUUUUUUUAAAGAAUAGCUUAAAAAUUAUUUCAUUUAGAAAACUCUAGACAUUACUUGAAACAAAACACUGUGUCCUUAAAUGUUUCAUUCAGAAAUCCAAAGUAAAAGAUGGAUUUUUAUAGCAUCAGAAUAAAACAUAUUCUUCCAACACCA
Molecule: messenger RNA, 9498 nt
Organism: Limanda limanda (common dab)
Lineage: Eukaryota; Metazoa; Chordata; Actinopteri; Pleuronectiformes; Pleuronectidae
Exons: 29
Coding region: 66-7943 (2625 amino acids)
Biological process (GO): RNA polymerase III preinitiation complex assembly
Cellular component (GO): transcription factor TFIIIB complex
Molecular function (GO): TFIIIC-class transcription factor complex binding
Source: RefSeq, a predicted model, not a curated record